AUGGGCGCUGAUGCGCUGACGCAGGUGCUUUCCAAGCGGAAGCCAAAGACGCGUCGUGGAAAGAAGAUCCUGAAAGAUCGUGAGCCCAAGGUCACCGAGGAUGCCAAGACCGCGAUGAUCAUCCGCGGCACCAAGACCUCGAACGACAUGUCGAUCCUUCUGCGCGAGCUGCACUUGAUCAGAUCGCCUUUGGCGAUGAUCUACAUGCGGAAACACGAGGAGCACCCUUUCGAGGAGUCCCACAAGGUUGAGAAGAUGUGCACGAAGUUCGAUCAUUCGUUGUUCGUCUUCGGUUCCUCCUCCAAGAAGAGGCCACGAGCUCACAGAUUCGGACGCGCUUAG
This is a messenger RNA of Effrenium voratum, 342 nucleotides long. The record is from the annotation of a GenBank genome assembly. Lineage: Eukaryota; Dinophyceae; Suessiales; Symbiodiniaceae.